AGGGCGUUUCCGUUACGUCACUGCGUACUGCCGGCCUGAACUGGUGGGACUUUUAAAUUGUCACCUGUCAUAGGGACCGGCGGGGCUGUUAGGCUGAAGCCAAAUGGAGUACCUCAUUGGACAGAGGAUUGGGAGACGGUGGAGGCAGAGGGUCCACCGGCCAAGGACCACAUAUCUGUCCCUCAGCGAAGAAGAAUGCCGCUGUAAACUACGCCUCUCUCGCCAGGCUGUAACGGACAUCUGCAAUCUUCUGGCUGACGAACUGGAAACGAAUGCCUGCUGUCCCUAUGCACUCCCCGUUGCCGUGAAAGUCACUGCUGCACUACAUUUCUUCGCCAGUGGGUCAUUCCAGCAUCCUCUGAGUUCAGUUGGUGGCAUUUCCCAAUCUGCCGUAAGUGCGGCCAUCCACGCAGUCACAUCAGGCCUAGUCCGACAUGCCAAUGAAUUCAUUAAGUUCCCCAUGAGGCCUAAAAGCCAAGAACGGGUAAAAAGGGAUUUCUGGGCAAACUUUGGGUUCCCUGGGGUUCUAGGUGCAAUCGACUGCAUGCAUGUGCAACUACGUGCCCCAUCAGAGAACGCGCUGAUAUAUGUGAACCGUAAGGGAACCCAUUCCAUUAACAUCCAGGUGAUUUGCGAUGCAAAGUGUAAGGUUACGCAUGUAUUUGCAAAUUAUCCUGGAUCAAGCCACGACUCCUACAUACUGGCCAACUCUGCCAUUCCUGCGCUCUUGCAGAGGGAUCCCCCUCCAGAGGGAUGGCUGUUAGGGGACAGUGGCUAUCCAUUAAAGACCUGGCUCAUCACACCGUAUAUCAUGCCUACAACAGUGCGAGAGAUAUCAUUCAAUCGAAAACAUACGGAAACACAUGCCAUAAUAGAAAGAACUUUUGGAUUGUUGAAAAUGCGCUUCAGAUGUUUGGAUAAAUCGGGUGGAGCAUUACAAUACAGCCCUCAGAAGGUUGCAGCAGUCUUUGUGGCAUGUUGUGUUUUGCAUAACAUCGCCAUGCGUUAUGGAUGUCUUUUGGACAUAAAUGAGGACAUGUUACAGGAGUUUAGAAGGCGCAAUGCUGAACUGCAUGUGCCGAUGCCAGUGAACCCGAAUACGGCAGCAGCAGCACGGGCAAGGAGAGAUCAGCUGGCAGAAGAGCUUCAUCAUCUGUAGCCUGGUAAGCAAACCGAAUGGUUUGAUUAAAAAGUAAAAUCCAAAUCUAUCAUUUAUUUAGACAUUUUAAAUUACAUUGCAUUUUACCAAUGUUUUUCAAAUGCAGGGAUUUACUAUAUAUUAUAAUUUUUUUUCACCUUGAUAUGAUUAAAAUUUUAUUAGAAUUUUUCUUAACUAUUUAAAAAAAAUCUUAAUUUUUUUUUUUAGAGUACAGUGAUCAGGUUUCCAUACUUUCAGCAAUUAAAACCUCACUAAUUUUAGCUGUUACUUCAUGACUGAAUAAAAUGGUUUUUAAGACGACCAGAGCUGUAAUUUAAAUGUAAAAAAUGAAAUCGCACCAAAUUUUUGAAGAGAACUUUAACAGGGUGUCGGUGGGGCAUUAAAAUGUCUUAACAUCGAGUUGCAACAGUUAAAACCUAGAAAAGUCUUAGAAAACCUUACAUUUAUGUCUACUAGGUCUUCAUUUUUUUUUUAGGUCAAAAACAUUGGUCUCCCCUUAUCUGCAGUUUCACAAUUUCAGUAACCCAUGGCCGAAAAAUACUACACAGAAAGCUCCAGAAGUAAUUCAGAAGUUUUAAAUUCCACACAAUUCUGGGCAAUGUGCUGUUGUCUCGCCAGGGACAUGAAACAUCCCUUCGUCCAGCGUAUCCACACUGUAUACACAGCCCGCCCAUUAGUCAUGCCGUCUUGGUAAUCAGAUCAACUAUUGUGGUAUGACAAUGCUUGUGUUGCAGUAACUAUUUUUUUUUUAAUAAGAAUGCUUUUAAGCUUGUAUGUAAAUUAGAGGUUGACCGAUAUGGGUUUUUCCUGAUCCCGAUAUUUAGGAGUCAGGGUCAGCCGAUGGCCGAUAUAUAUGCUGCCGAUUUUUCUUUUCUCCGAUAAUUGGACGUUUUCCCCUUGAUUUGCGUGGUAAAAUAUCACACUAAUAAUAAACGAUACACAAAAUUUCUCAACUUAGCAUUUAUUGAAUACUGACUUGUGUAAAUUAAUAUAUAAACUUAACAAAAACACAAUGCAACUUGUAAAUAAUAAUACACUACAAUAAACUUACAAACCAUAAAAAUAGCAUCAGAAUCUUUUAGUGCACAAUAUAGCAGCAAACUCCUCAUUUCUGAGGGAAGGAAAAUUUGUAAACAAUACAAGACAAAUUCACAAUAAAAAUCUAACGAUUGCAGAAAAUAAAAUAACUUUGUCGUAUUACACAGCCUUGUAUGCUAAGACAAUGUAAGCCCCUAAUGAUUGUAGAUCUUAAGUGCUAAAUUUCACAUCAGCACACCUUGCUUAAGCUGAUGAUGAUCUUCCUCCACAAGGGAGCACCACAAUGGGAAUGGCCAUGGGAGGUUCCAGGAUCAUCUGGGGAGAGUGUUGGCGUCUCCCCGCAUGCGCUCACUUAGGUUUUCCACAAAAGAAGUCUGCUUCCACUGGGUAAAAACGCAGAGCAGUGCUUUGCAAUUUGGUCUGUGGCAUUUGGUCGGUAACAUUUUCCUGAAAGCAGACAACAUAAUGCAUUACAACACGAUAAUAAAGUAUUACUGGUAUAAACAUAAUUCUUUGUACUGCAUUGUGAAGGUAUAGCCAUGUUUACAGUGCUUUAAUGCAUUCAUAUGCAUGACUGCUGUAAGUAAAGUGUUACCAAUAGAUCUUCAAUCCCGGUUUGGCCAGUUCCUCAGGAGAGCCACCUUCUCUUUUUUUGUCGCCUCGCUGUCGUCAGACUCGGAAGGAACAAAGUCAGAGUCACUAUCAUCAACAGAUUCGCUCUCAUCGUCUGUGAAGCUGUCGUCAUCCAAAUUAUCAUAUGCUUCUGGAGAAUAUAAAGAGAUCUUAAAAAUG
Brienomyrus brachyistius is the source of this 2989-nucleotide messenger RNA. Its product is annotated as putative nuclease HARBI1. NCBI's taxonomy places the organism in Eukaryota, Metazoa, Chordata, Actinopteri, Osteoglossiformes, Mormyridae. The record is from RefSeq and is a predicted model, not a curated record. The coding region runs from base 104 to 1159 and encodes 351 amino acids. The transcript is spliced from 2 exons.